This is a messenger RNA of Argentina anserina (silverweed cinquefoil), 805 nucleotides long. RefSeq lists its product as uncharacterized. The transcript has 2 exons. The record is from RefSeq and is a predicted model, not a curated record. The coding region runs from base 129 to 503 and encodes 124 amino acids. Lineage: Eukaryota; Viridiplantae; Streptophyta; Magnoliopsida; Rosales; Rosaceae.
AUUGUGAACCAGUAGCUAGAAAGACAUUACAUAUUUUAGCUAUCACACAGUCUAGCUAGAACAGUGUGUUCAAGCCGGUACUGUUUAACAUAAUCUCAUCUCUAGCUAGUUCUCUUGUUCUGAAAAUUAUGGCUAGUUUUACUGCUACCUUUUCGUAUCUGAGUGUCGUAUGCGAUGGCCUUGAAUGCAAUGCCGUGAUCCAGGGACGAUAUUUUGCUUGCCUGGACUGCUGCAUUCCCGGCGGACCUAAUAGUUUUGACCUCUGCAUCUCCUGCUAUCUGAACCGAAACUACUCCCACUUCCACACCACUUUCGAGGAAAAGCACGUCUCUUCGUUUCCAGCUGCAAAUUACCGACUAGCAGCGUAUGCGACGGUGCCCCAAUCGGCGACACUGAUUUACAAUAAUGAGGCAGCAAUGAAGGGAGAAGAAGCUGUCAAAAUCAGAACCGGCAUGGCCCAUCUUACAAGUGAUGUUAAUGAUGUCUGCUGCAGCAUUAUGUGAUAGGUAGAUCCAUAUAUACGUACAUGUAACAUGAUAUGUAGUUUCCUGGCAUCCCAUAUAUAAUUCGAACAUGCAUCAGAAUUAUCGGUAUGCAUUUUGGAUCAAUACAUGGCGGCCGUGGUCGAGAGAACUGGGGAUGGCGAUAUGUUUCAUUAGUGUUGCGUCUGUUGAUAUGAUCGAAUCUCUCGAUUUGAUAAUGUUUGCUAGCUAGCUCAAGUAGUUGAACUGUUGUGUAAUUUAUAAGCUAAGGAAGCAUGCAUAUGGUAAAUUUCUAAUGGAACGCAUCUGAAAUGUGAUGAUCC